AUGACUGGAGAUAGUCGGUCGGAGGUAAAGGAACUGGAUGCGUGGAUCGAGCAGCUGUAUAACUGCCAACAGUUAUCGGAAGCGCAUGUUAAAUCACUGUGCGAUAAAGCUAAAGAAAUCCUGACUAAAGAAUCCAAUGUACAAAAUGUCUCUAGCCCGGUUACCGUUUGUGGUGACGUUCAUGGUCAAUUCCAUGAUAUGAUGGAGUUAUUUCGGAUCGGUGGAAAAGCUCCGGAUACUAAUUAUUUGUUUAUGGGCGACUAUGUCGAUCGGGGUUAUUGCUCGGUAGAAACUGUCACACUUCUUGUUGCUCUUAAAGUUCGUUUUCGCGACCGGAUCACUGUUCUCCGAGGGAAUCAUGAAAGCAGACAGAUUACUCAAGUGUAUGGAUUCUAUGAUGAGUGUCUGCGAAAAUAUGGCAAUUCUAAUGUGUGGAAGUAUUUUACUGACCUUUUCGAUUAUCUUCCUCUCACAGCCUUGGUUGAUAAUUCAAUAUUUUGUUUACAUGGUGGACUCUCACCAUCAAUUGAUACCCUGGAUCAUAUUCGAGCUCUAGAUCGCAUCCAGGAGGUUCCUCACGAGGGGCCAAUGUGCGAUCUUUUGUGGUCGGACCCCGACGAUAGAGGUGGUUGGGGUAUCAGUCCUCGCGGUGCCGGUUACACCUUCGGGCAGGAUAUUUCGGAACAAUUUAAUCACAGCAACAGCCUAUCCUUAAUCAGCCGUGCCCACCAGCUGGUUAUGGAAGGCUUCAACUGGUGCCACGAACGAAAUGUCGUCACUAUUUUCAGCGCCCCCAACUACUGCUAUCGAUGUGGUAACCAGGCGGCCAUAAUGGAGCUUGACGACAAUCUCAAGUACACCUUCCUCCAGUUUGAUCCAGCACCUAGACGCGGAGAGCCACACGUAUCCCGUCGCACUCCGGACUACUUCCUCUAA
Molecule: messenger RNA, 936 nt
Organism: Mesocestoides corti
Lineage: Eukaryota; Metazoa; Platyhelminthes; Cestoda; Cyclophyllidea; Mesocestoididae
Source: the annotation of a GenBank genome assembly